Procambarus clarkii (red swamp crayfish) is the source of this 405-nucleotide messenger RNA. The record is from RefSeq and is a predicted model, not a curated record. NCBI's taxonomy places the organism in Eukaryota, Metazoa, Arthropoda, Malacostraca, Decapoda, Cambaridae.
AUGUUCCACUCUCACCGUUGCUCUAGUAAAUGUACAUAUGUACACAGGCAGAGACGCAGAGAAAGUCAGAGACGCAGAGAAACAGUCACAGACGCAGAGAAAGUCAGAGACGCAGAGAAACAGUCACAGACGCAGAGAAAGUCAGAGACGCAGAGAAACAGUCACAGACGCAGAGAAACAGUCAUAGACGCAGAGAAAGUCAGAGACGCAGAAAAACACAGACGCAGAGAAACACAGACGCAGAGAAACACAGACGCAGAGAAAUACAGACGCAGAGAAACAGUCAUAGACGCAGAGAAAUACAGUCGCAGAGAAACAGUCGCAGAGAAACAGUCGCAGAGAAACAGUCAUAGACGCAGAGAAAUACAGACGCAGAGAAACACAGACGCAGAGAAACAGUCAUAG